AUGACCACAAAUACUACCAACUCAACCAACACAAGUACUGCUCCAUCUUCUUCCGAGGAACCAUCAUGGUUCUCCUCUCCUUGGUGGUGGACGUUUGGUUCGGUACCAGAAAUUGAUUCCGAUACAUUGCAUCAGUUGGUACAAUCCAAACCCGAGCCUCCUCCUCAAAUUAUAGAUGUAAGGACAGAAACGGAAUAUCAAGAAGGUCAUAUUGAAGGCUCUCUGAAUUGUUCCUUCCUUCCAAAUGUUUUUAGUUUUUCAUCGAGAAUGGAACAGAUGAAAUUAGAUCCUUCACGCCCUGUUUAUGCUAUAUGUUUGAGUGCUCAUCGGAGCAUUGCUGCAGUGAAAUGGCUUUCACGGAAUGGAUAUAAUGCGUUUCAAUUGAAAGGAGGAAUGCAAGAAUGGAGAAGAAUGAAUAAGCCGGAAGUGAAAUGA
Naegleria lovaniensis is the source of this 435-nucleotide messenger RNA. RefSeq lists its product as uncharacterized. The coding region runs from base 1 to 435 and encodes 144 amino acids. Lineage: Eukaryota; Heterolobosea; Eutetramitea; Acrasida; Naegleriidae. Gene Ontology annotation, molecular function: thiosulfate-cyanide sulfurtransferase activity. The record is from RefSeq and is a predicted model, not a curated record. The transcript has a single exon.